AUGCUGUCUACCUCAGAUUGUCUCAAAAAGGACCGGGGAAAGACAUCUGUUCCUCCACCCUACUGGGAUGAAAUAAAGCGUGCGGUGUUGAUUGAUAGGAGGGGCAAAAUUAAUCUAAAUGCCAUGAUUGCCCACUUUCUUCGCCAAGGACGUCUUGGAAAACAUGAUGCUUUGAGUAUAAUUCAAAAUGCAUCUGGGACUUUGCGUGCUGAGCCAAACGUAUUAACUAUCGAUGAUGAUUCAAUUACUGUGGUGGGCGAUAUUCGUGGUCAAUUCUAUGAUAUGGCAAAGAUCCUUCGAAUGGGAGGUAUGUUUGAUGAGAAGAAGAAAUAUAUCUUCCUUGGGAACUACACCGAUCGUAGUUUUUUUAGUUGUGAGUGUAUAUUGGUUUUACUUGCAGCAAAGCUCAAUUUUCCUAACUCUGUCUUUUUGCUUCGUGGGAAUCACGAAUCUCGUUUGAUGACGGAUUUUUUUGGCUUUCAAGAGGAGUGCAUAAGGAAAUAUAACGAGCAAGUUUAUCGGUCGAUCAUAGAGGCUUUUGACUGUUUACCGUUAGCAGCCUUAGUGAAUAAGCGCUUUUUUUGCGUUCAUGGUGGCCUUUCACCGGAUGUGCUGCGAGUAAGACACGUUGAACGUAUUCACCGCUUUAGAGAACCUCCUUCAAAAGGUGCUAUGUGUGAUUUGCUAUGGUCAGAUCCCCUUUGGGAUGUUGAAAAUCCAUCAUCAGUUAGCGGAGGAUCAAAGGGUGAUUACUAUACCCCUGGCACAGGUCCAUCUUAUGGGUCCACACCUCGUUUCCUAGUUAAUGAACAAAGAGGAUGUAGUUAUUUGUUCAAUUUCUCGAGCCUAAAACAUUUUCUUAUGAAGAAUACACUUCUUUGUGUUAUUCGAGGUCAUGAACUGCAAGAUGAAGGUUACAAGCUUUAUCGAUUCAAUAGUACUUCGAACUUCCCAUGCAUGAUGUCAGUAUUCUCAGCUCCCAACUAUUGCGGUACGUUUGAUAACAAAGGGGCUGUCCUUCGUAUUGAGGGAGAAAAGGUGAACGUGACGCAGUUUUUUUCCUCACCACAUCCCUAUGUUCUUCCAAACCACAUUAACGCGUUUCAUUGGUCCUUUCCUUUUUUGACGGAAUGUCUUCGCGAUGUGUUUGCUUCACUUCUAACCGAGGGGUAG
Trypanosoma conorhini is the source of this 1173-nucleotide messenger RNA. Its product is annotated as calcineurin A2 subunit. The transcript has a single exon. Gene Ontology annotation, biological process: calcineurin-mediated signaling. Gene Ontology annotation, molecular function: calmodulin-dependent protein phosphatase activity; calmodulin binding. The coding region runs from base 1 to 1173 and encodes 390 amino acids. Gene Ontology annotation, cellular component: calcineurin complex; cytoplasm. The record is from RefSeq and is a predicted model, not a curated record. NCBI's taxonomy places the organism in Eukaryota, Euglenozoa, Kinetoplastea, Trypanosomatida, Trypanosomatidae.